Messenger RNA from Dermacentor albipictus, 4254 nucleotides. RefSeq names its product sodium-coupled monocarboxylate transporter 1-like. Lineage: Eukaryota; Metazoa; Arthropoda; Arachnida; Ixodida; Ixodidae. The record is from RefSeq and is a predicted model, not a curated record. Gene Ontology annotation, molecular function: symporter activity. Gene Ontology annotation, biological process: transmembrane transport; sodium ion transport. Gene Ontology annotation, cellular component: membrane.
AUCGCUCAGAACGAACAGGGACGGCCGGCCAGCAGCGACGGUUCCAGAGACACUGUCCUUCGUCGUGCAGCACUCUCCAACGCCGGUAUCUGGAGUUGAGCGAGCUGCAGUGUACUGACAAGUUCAAGAAUAUAGUCAAAUUUGAAGUUCCACAAGGUCGAGGACAAGGUUAAGUCUUUCUCGGACGGCGAAGGUGUUCAGCGCAAGAAUUGAAUGGAAGAGAAGAUUCUGUGCUGACUAGAAUUAGGCUGGGUUUUUGAGGAAUGCUUUGCAAGCAUGAAUAAGUCAUAAAUGUUUUGCUAAGGUUGUCAGAAGGCGGAUGGCAUCUUUGAUACUUGUCGAAGCUUCCAAGUUUGCGAACAUUAAUUAGCACAAGUUUUUCAGUCCUAAUACAAAGUCCAACAUGUUCGCAUAAAACUCAAGGGUAUAACUUUUAAAGGGAAGAACGACUCGGAAUACAAUGAAGUAAAUGUGAAUAAAUGUUGCUCAUACCCGAACAAAGUUCUUACGGCGAGUCAAACAUACGACCAAACGGAAAGAAGGAAUAUACAAGAAAAGGACAGUGAAAGGAAGCAAAUCUUUUCUGGAAGACAGCACACAACCUUUGGGAAUAUCUUUAGUAGGGCAAGCGGUGUUUCGAGUAACUCGCUGGCCUAAGGCUGAUAUGUGAAGCUGUCAACAGGAACGUCGUCGCUUGAAUACACGGAAACAAUGACCGUGAAAGCAAUUUACAGAAAAUAUUGCGCCAAGCGUUAAGAUAGGCGCAAGGAAGCAGUCGUUGGCGAUCGUGUGUGUUUUGAAAUUGCGUGCAAGUACAAGAAACAUAAAAGCCACGUAUAAAUACGAGUCGCAUGUCCUGGAACUGAGAAUAGGGUAGCAGAAAGGCACCUAACCACUAGUAUUUCAUUAGAAUAUAGACGUGAAUGUCCUGCCUCACUGGUCAGUGAUGCGAAGAUAACUGAAGCACAUGCGACAAAACUUCCGUGAUAAAAAAGAUAGCUGCUAUAUUACGUCAACUAGGAUACCAGCGCAACACUGCUUAAAGAACAGAAGGGAAGGGAGGAAGAAAAACAAGAUGGUGGCGCACACCUUUGUGGCAUUGGACUAUGUGGUGCUCGUUUCCUUUCUCCUGCUGUCCACGGGAAUCGGCGUGUUCUUCGCCUGGCACGACCGCCGUGGGAAUUCCAACCGACGGUUCCUGACAGCCAACAAGCAGAUGAACUGGCUGCCGGUGUCCCUCUCAAUGAUGGCCAGUUUCCUGUCGGCCGCUUCGGUCCUCGGUCUACCUUCAGAGGUGUUCGUGCGUGGUUCAACUUUUGGGCUUGGUGUCAUAUCUACCACUCUAGCGGUCCUCAUGGCUGUGUUUAUCUUCAUGCCGAUGUACUACAAGAUGGACAUCACUAGCAUUAACGAGUACCUGGAGAAGAGGUUCACUUCACGGGUCAUCAGGAAGAUAGGGUCCUUACUUUUCAUCGUGCACACGCUGCUCUACCUGGGCGUUGCGUUAUACGGUCCAUCACUUGCCCUCGGGUCUGUGACCGGUUUCCCGGUAUGGUCUUCCAUACUCUUGAAUGGCGCCGUCUGCACAUUCUAUACGUCAAUAGGUGGUAUUAAAGCAGUGGUGUGGACUGACGUCGUCCAAGUGGUCCUCAUAUAUGUCGCCUACAUCAUGGUCAUUGCAACUGGUCUGCAUCACUUAGGAGGCUUCGGCGCUAUGUGGCAAAUCGCAAGCGAUGGAGGCCGCCUAAUUUUCAAUAACUUCAGCGUAAGCCCAUACGAGACCUACACGGUGUGGACCAUGGUUUUUGGCUGGACCAUCACCUGGAUGGGCAUGUACUGCGCCAAUCAGACGCAGGCUCAGCGCUACUCGAGCAUAGGAUCACUGAAGGGUGCCCGCAAGGCUCUCAUGCUAAACAUUCCGGGCAUGGCACUCAACGUAACGAUGGCCGUGUUGUCGGGGCUAACCCUGUAUGCUGUGUACGGCAGCUGCGAUCCCAGGCUCACUGGUGACAUCCGCAAGGCAGACCAGCUCGUGCCGUACAUAGUACAAGACAAGCUCCACGAGUACCCCGGCCUGAGCGGUUUGUUGGCUGCUGCUGUCUACAGCAGCUCUCUCAGCACGCUCUCAUCCGGGUACAACUCCCUAGCGGCUGUGACGUGGGAGGACUUCCUGCGCCCUUCGAUAAAAACUUCUGAAGCAUCUGCUUUGCGGAUAACCAAAUUGACGGCUGCUACGUACGGACUUCUUUCGAUAUCAAUUGCAUUCCUCGUUGGAACUAUGGGAUCCAUUGUGCAGGCUGCCUCAUCCCUGUCAGGUGCGCUGUGUGGUCCAAUGGUGGCCGUCUUCGUCUUGGGCUUCUUUUUUCCCUGUUGCAAGAAAAAGGGUGCCAUAGCUGGAACGGUGGUGUCGAUAAUAAUCUCUGGUUGGAUGUCACUUGGAUCUAUUGUGUACCCGCGGAAACCGUAUACUCUGCCCACGACCACAACGGGCUGCGCGGAUUUUAACGAGACCAUCAUAUCCGGAUCAUACGAACCACCGCCACAUCCAAGCGGGAUCUACCAGUUUUACCACAUAUCUUUCAUGUGGGUCGCCUUCGUUGGUUUCGUCGUCCACGUGGUAGUCUCAUUGGCCGUAAGCCUAGCCUUCGAAUGGAAUGAGUCGGAGUAUGUAGAUCCAACAUACGUAUGCCCUCUCGUCCGGAAGUAUAUGCGGAAGAACCUGAGCCAGCGAAAUACGAGAGGCGACAAUGUCAAGGAGGUCGUGCCAGCAAAUCCAGCGGCAGCGACGGAAAUUAAAGCCUUGAUCUUGGAGCACCAGGAACGUGCUUAACCACAGUGCAGAGGAGAGUUUACCAUGAGAAGACACAUAUCCUCUCUAUUAAUGGCGACAAGCAGGAUAGGCAGGACGCUGACUUCUAGUCAGAAGGCAUUUAUAUCAACAAUAGCCUGCAAUGCUUCUCGUGCUUUGCUUUGAUUAUUCAAGAACCAUAGGCCGAAUUUUCCACUGUGUAGGAACACAUAUGAAGGAAAAAUACGCCGUCUACCUUGGUGUAGCUGCAGAAAAACAUUUGUAAUUUGAUGAAAGACAAUGAGAAAUACGGAGUUAAAUAAUGGCUCAGUCCACGGCAUCGGAUGAUAAAGAUCAGACAUUUCGUGCUUGUCACGCUGCCAAAUGCGCCCGUUAGAAGACCAGGAAAAGCAUGGAUCACAUCACAUAUUUGUAAACUGUAAGUGCUCGGAAUUUUUAAAACGAAGGAGUUUGGGAAAUUCAUGAAGGUGGGAAAAAAGGGGAAACGGAACGAUGAGAACCUCACGGCAUCGAAUGAUGAAGAUCAGACAUUUCAUGCUUGUCAUGCUAACAAAUGCGCCCGUUAAAAGACUAGGAAAAGCAUGGAUCACAUCACAUACUUGUAAACUGUAAGUGCUCGGAAUUUUUAAAACGAAGGAGUUUGGGAAAUUCAUGAAGGUGGGAAAAAAGGGGAAACGGAACGAUGAGAACCUCACGGCAUCGAAUGAUGAAGAUCAGACAUUUCAUGCUUGUCAUGCUAACAAAUGCGCCCGUUAAAAGACUAGGAAAAGCAUGGAUCACAUCACAUACUUGUAAACUGUAAGUGCUCGGAAUUUUUAAAACGAAGGAGUUUGGGAAAUUCAGGAAGGUGGGGAAAAAAGAGGGAAACGGAAUGAUGAGAUUCUCACGGGAACAAGAUGUAGUCAUAUCGUAAGUUGGUUAAGGCUACGAAAAAAAAAAACGAUGACUAACUGAUACACGGGCAAAACAGCUUUUGUACGCGGCAGAAAAUCUUUUUUCUCCAUUAUCGCUAUCUACAAACGAUGGCAUCUUUCGCGGCUGCUGGUGGGGUAGUGAGAGCAACACAGGGAAACACGUGUACUGGAUAGUCAUUUUCUUUGAUUUAACGGAUGCGUUUGACUCUGAAGCAAGAUGUAUUUCAAAAUGUGGCUCUACUAUAUUUUUACCAGGAGUUUCAAGUUAGUUUAUUAAAAUUUAUUUAUAUUGUUGCGGUACAACGCGGACAGAACACAGGGAGACGUUCUUCACGAACAACAUGACAAUCUGUUCAAAAACAAACACAGCAGAGACACGUCUUCUUCGUCAUCAUCCAAUCUCACUCAGACCCACUAGGCGAAGUCCGUUAGUGCUCCCAUCGUCGUCGUCGUCGUCUGCAUAGAAUACACGCGUCAAUAUUCAUCGCCACAAUUUGUGUCGUUCAAUAAAUUUGACUCCCAAAUACAGUG